GGGGGCCAGUGUGAGAGUGAACGUCAGUGAGGAAGGUUGUGAUUUCUCUCUCUCUUCCCGCAAGGACGUGUGGCAGGGCGGAAGGGCGCGACAAGGAGGCAGGGAGGCAGGCCGGCAGGAUGGGCAAGCAAGGGCAGGCCGGAGGUACCCUUGUGUCCUGCGUCAAGUCUAUGCUUAUGACCUUCAAUGUCUUGUUCUGGAUCCUUGGGGCUUUGGUGCUGGCGGCGGGCAUCCUGGUGAAGGUGGAGAUUUACAAAUACGUGGAGGUGUCACAUGAGUUCUCGGCAACGGCCCCGUACGUCUUCGUGGGCACCGGAGGCUUCAUGCUGCUGCUGGGGCUGUUGGCGUGUUGCUGUACGGCUAAGGGACAGCCCGUGCUUCUGUAUAUUUACGCCGCCUUCCUGCUGGUGAUCCUGGUCAUCCUGGUGGGCUCGGGGAUCAGCACGUGGGCCUUCAGGAAGCACCUCAAGACUGGCUAUGAAGACGGCCUAACGCGCGCCCUCACCGACUACGAGAGGAAUCCGACCGUGAUGAGCGCCGUGAACACCCUGCAGAUCAUGCUGUCGUGUUGCGGGAUCCAGAACUCCAGCGAUUGGGUGGCGAUGCCCUACGGUCAGAGCCACGACCCACCCCAGCCCCCCUCCUGCUGCAGGGAGACCCGGGACUCUGUGUGUGUAGCCCUUCACCCGCAGGGUUGUUACUCCACCGUGGUUCAGUUCCUCGAGGGCAGCACAAGUAUCCUGCUCAUCGUCGCCCUCAGCAUCGCCGGGUUCCAGUUCUUCGGCGUGGUCCUUGCCUGCUGCCUCGCCCGCGGGAUCAACAAAGCCAAAUACGAGCAAGUCUGAGGACGCGCCCCGCUCCCCCGCCCACUGCCCCCACCCUCGGACGGCCAGUACGCCCACGCCUACACCCACCCCGCGCGCCCGCCCACCCACGCCACCAUUGGGAGGAGCCUGUCGGGGGGUGCGCGGUCCCUCCCUCGCCCCGCCGUCCGCCCAACCCCUCCCGAGACCUCCUUUCAUGUGUGAGGUUGCGCUACUUCCCCCGAAUCCCCCAGACUUGCUCCUAACCACCCCCAGGAGCCUCCAGUGUUCCCCAGGACCCUCCAGCCGCCCCCAGACCUGCUCCCAGUGCCCCGAGUCAAGCCCCAGGGUCCAAAUCCAUCCCCUGUUCAACCUAGACCGAAGGGGAGGAGACGGCACCACUGAGGCACCCCACCCGAGGCAUUAUAUCGGUGCUGGGGAGGAGCUGGGGAGGAAUGGGUACUGGGGAGCGGUGGGAGGGAUGGGGUAUGCUGGGGAAGGCUGGGGGUUGGGGGAAGGAGACAUGGGGUGAUGGGUAAGGCUGGGGGGUUGGGGGAAGAUGUGAAAAUAGGGCGUUUUGGGUGGUGGGGGAAAUGUGGAGGGAGUGGGGUAAGAGGGAAGGGGUGGGAGGGAGUGGGAUUGAAAGGGUAGAGGGUGAUAAGUGAUGGGGAUGGAAUGGGGGAGGUCGUAGAUGGGUGAUAAAUGAGAGAUGGAAAAUAUGGCAAUAGGAACGAAGGUAAAAAUAAAAAAAAGUUAGAAGUGAAUUAGUCAGAUUAGGAAGGGAGGGAAAAAUGGGAGGAAGGGAGGGGAAUGAGAGGGAGGGAGGGAGGGAGGGAGAGGAGGGGAAGGAUAAAAGACAAUACAUAAUAAGUCUUGAUGCAAAAUGACAAAUAAACUGUUUUAAUGUAAAUACUGAAAUGCCUGUUAACGUGUGUGUGUGUGUGUGUGUGUGUGUGUGUGUGUGUGUGUGUGU
This is a messenger RNA of Eriocheir sinensis (Chinese mitten crab), 1776 nucleotides long. Its product is annotated as tetraspanin-7-like. Lineage: Eukaryota; Metazoa; Arthropoda; Malacostraca; Decapoda; Varunidae. The coding region runs from base 120 to 845 and encodes 241 amino acids. The transcript is spliced from 7 exons. The record is from RefSeq and is a predicted model, not a curated record. Gene Ontology annotation, cellular component: membrane.